Molecule: messenger RNA, 510 nt
Organism: Odobenus rosmarus divergens (Pacific walrus)
Lineage: Eukaryota; Metazoa; Chordata; Mammalia; Carnivora; Odobenidae
Product: ankyrin repeat domain-containing protein 40-like
Exons: 4
Coding region: 49-492 (147 amino acids)
Source: RefSeq, a predicted model, not a curated record
GCAUCCAUGCAAGAGGGGUACCGAUCUGACGAACAACAGAGCUGACCCAUGGCCGAACCCCAACAGGACAUGAGGGAGAAGCCAGCAGGUGAAUAUAAACAAGGCUCCAAUCCGCAGUUGCCAGCUGACCCAGGGGAUGCCAAACCUGAGGACACCUGUGUAGGUGAUCUAGAGCUGGUGCUUAAAGUCAGAAUUCAGAGUCCCAGAGAAAAUGACUUCAUUGAAGUUGAACUGAACAGAGGAGAGCUGAGUUAUCAGAAUCUACUAAAAGUCAGUUGCUGUGAACUGGGGAUUGAACCAGAGCGAGUGAAGACGAUCAGAAAACUACCAAACACACUGCUCAGAAAGGACAAAGACAUUCUAAGACUAUGGGACUUUCAGGAAAUAGAACUCAUCCUAAUGAAAAACAGAAGCUCUGAAUUGGUAGAAUACACACCAUCCCUGACAGAGAAGCCCUGCUACAACAGCAAUGCUGCAAAACUGACCUAUUAGAAAAUCCCAGAAAUGAAA